Molecule: messenger RNA, 7388 nt
Organism: Acanthopagrus latus (yellowfin seabream)
Lineage: Eukaryota; Metazoa; Chordata; Actinopteri; Spariformes; Sparidae
Exons: 2
Coding region: 586-1572 (328 amino acids)
Biological process (GO): activation of protein kinase activity; positive regulation of cyclin-dependent protein serine/threonine kinase activity; brain development
Cellular component (GO): protein kinase 5 complex; cytoplasm
Molecular function (GO): cyclin-dependent protein serine/threonine kinase activator activity; protein kinase binding
Source: RefSeq, a predicted model, not a curated record
GGUCAGUAGGAGACUGGAGCUCAGUGUGAAGACUCGCAGCUGCACCGCAGACCAGGAACCAGAACCUGGAUCUCCUCUCUGGCUCGGACCCGAGACAUGGAGUACAUCCAGAGGACUCAGACAGUGUGAAAGUUUGCGCUGUGGAUAUGGAGACACGCGUGAGAAGACAGUUAACCGGAGUGAAGUCGCGCGUCAGUCUCGCCUCCAGGCUCUGAGGCGCAGCGGAGGAUGACACCUGCACUCCGCCUGGCGAGGACCGACACUUGGCACCUGUGAAGACCGGGUCAGAGCUUCUGCAAGAGAGACUCUGUGCCUCCGGUUCUGCAGACGCAUCUCCGCCUCAUCCUGCAGAAACAGCGCGUUUGCUGCGCGCCUUCGUAUCUUUGCAUCGUUGCGGACUGCGGCAGGGAUCAUCUCGUACCCGGACACCUCGCGCACACAGGUGACGUUCCUCCCGUCCAGCUCACCCUGACAUGUCUGCACCGCUCAUCUCUUCACCUCUGCUGGAUAUUAAGACAUAAAAGAGAGCUCAGCCUCGUCCCCCUCUCUCCAACAGCAGUCUAAUCUCUGGAGCACUGACUCACCAUGGGCACUGUGCUAUCGCUGUCUCCCGGCUCUCGGAAAUCAGGCUACUAUGACAACCGGCCGGGCUCGCUCAGCCACUACCCGAGCCUCAGCAGCCGCUCUCUGAACAGCCAGAAGGACCGCGGGCUGAAGAGGGGCCAGUCCAUCUUCCUGCCGGCGCUCACGUGGAAGCGACUGGUGGCCUCGACGAAGAAGAAGGGCAACUCCAAGAAAGGUGGCCCAGCAGCCCUCGGGGACCCUCUCAACAACAACAACAACAUCAACAUCUACCAGAAGGACCCCGUGUUGCACCUCAACCGCGAGAAUGUGAAGAAGUCGCUCUCUUGUGCCAACCUGUCCAGCUACGAGGGCCCAGCAGGACUGGGUUUAGGGCUCGGUUAUGGCCUGGGGUUGGGCCAGGGGCACGGAUGUGGCUACAGCAAGUCCCAGCAGCUUUCCUCUGUGAAGAAAAUCCCCCAAGGGACAGUGACGUCGUCCCCGAAGAGAGUCAUCGUCCAGGCGUCCACCAGCGAGCUCCUUCGCUGCCUCGGGGAGUUCCUGUGCUGUCGCUGCUACCGCCUGAAGCACCUGUCUCCGGCCGACCCGGUGCUCUGGCUGCGGGCCGUUGAUCGCUCGCUGCUGCUGCAGGGCUGGCAGGACCAGGCCUUCGUCACACCGGCCAACGUGGUCUUCGUCUACAUGCUGUGCAGAGACGUCGUGGACGGCGACCUGGUGGCGUCGGAGCACGAGCUGCAGGCCAUCCUGCUCACCUGCCUCUACCUGUCCUACUCCUACAUGGGCAACGAGAUCUCGUACCCGCUCAAGCCCUUCCUGGUGGAGGCAGGUAAGGAGGCCUUCUGGGACCGCUGCCUCGCCAUCAUCGACGCCACCAGCGCCAAGAUGCUGCGCAUCAACGCAGACCCGCACUUUUUCACUCAAGUAUUUGCUGAACUGAAGAGUGAAGGCGGCUGUGGGCCUCAGGACUACAGUCGAGUGCUGGACCGGUGAGGGGACGUUUGAUCCUUGCUGACCGCAUGCCUUUUGUACACUCAUGCAUUCACACGUUUGUCUCAUACAGAUUCCUCUCACCCUUUUCUUCAGUGAAGGCCUAUCCUGACAGAGUUACGUAGACGUAUUUAAUCAUCCCAUCUGUGUUUGUUGCCUUUGUCCCGUUCCAUCCACAGAUAGAAAUAAGCUUCUGUCGCACCUCAGAGUUCCUCUGAUAAUUGGCCAGCAGAGGUUCCUAGUUGUGUUUGUUUUCCCGGAGUGUCCACCUGAGUUUACUUGAAUUGAGGCACCAUUUGGCCCACCUGUGCCCCCGUCUGACCCCCCAUGAGUGCAACCCCAGCUGCCCUUCCCCCCUCCUAUCUGAAUGUGAUCCGGACAAGAAGAUCAUCGCUCACACGAGACCAUCACGGAUUUGUUUUAUUCUGAACUCCACCGAGUGGAAACAGACGAUAUAAUCCACCUAGGCCGAGUUAUAUUUUCCUGGACGAUACAAGGAGACAUCUUGACAUCCGCUGCUGGCUAAGCCCUCGUGUGCCAGCAGUGAAAAGUGACUCAGACUGAUGGGAACAGCUGAGAGGUCCAUGUAAGGUCCCGCUGGUCCUGCUGUGCGCUGUGUAAUCACUAAAGCAAAACGAACAGGCAGUGUUUUGUGGAGCCUUUUGAGGGGUCGUCUGGCCCGAGGGGACAGUCGCUAUUUUUUUCCUCCUUGCCCACUCAAACGUGCCAGUGGACUCCUCUGUUAUCUCAUCUUGGAGGGUUUCAUGGUGCAAGCAGAACAGGGAUUUAAGAUUGACAGGUUUUGUGUGGGCAUGGCUGUGUGUGUGUGUGUGUGUGUGUGUGUGUGUGUUUGUGUGUGUGCAGUGGGACGGCAGCCAGGGUCAUCAGCUGUUUACUCCAUCCUUUGUUCCCGGCGUCUUGUUGACAGGGCACCCACAGCCAGGGUAUUAAUGAGAUUAGCAGAUUACUGCAGCCCCUCCCCUCUCUCAACCUCUGCCCCCAUCUUGUCCACUCGGCAGCCCUGCAGAGCCUCGGUGGCUAAUCCAGGCCAGGCUGGACCGGGCUGGACUAUAAACACACACUUGUACACAAACACACACACACACACACACAUUUUAAAUACCUAGUCGUGUGUGCUCGAUUCUCCUCGGUGCGUGAAUAAAACGCCACACGUGUGCAGCUCAGGCUCCACCGCAGAGGCAGCAGCGAGAUCCCGUCAGAUGACCACUGUUGUGGUUAAACGGGUUUGUUGCUGUCCCACUUUCUCAUCUGCCAUCAGGAGGCUUGUUUUCUCUCGACUCCUGUUACUCUCGUGCUAAAUUAUUCCCUUGAAUGAACCGUCGGCGUUCGCGCUCCGGUAGCUUUGCAUCGCUCCGUCCCCAGUGUUUUAAUGUGUGUUUGAGCAUGUCAGAGAUGGUCGCAGAUGAGCUCAAUAUAUUUUAAAGCAUAUUGUUGAUCCCUGGUAAAAAAGUAGCACAAAUUAACUGCUUAUCAUGCAUCACAGCGGCUUCGAGAUGACAGUAAAUUGGGAAAGUUACAGUGUGGUUUGUCUGUGGUUGUUAUAACUCCAACCAAAGACAUUUAUUCUUGUGUUAUUCUGACAUUUUCCCCAAAAAGCAAAGGAAAAAAUAAAAGCCCAAAACGAAUGGGCUGAAUUAGAGGAUGAAUUAGUUUUCUCCAUUAAUCGUCUUCAAAACCCCUCAAAUGUAUCUCGCGACCCUCGGGUUGUGAUCCACCGGUUCGGGAAGAUGUCUUCAAUGGUAUGCAGCAAAGCCGUAAUCUUAUUGUGCUCAGGCAACUGGAGGUUUAAGCGCUCCACUUUCCUCCCCCAUGUGAAAGUCGUCCUUGCACACUCAGCUGUGACACACUGCAGCACACUGUAUGCGCACUCGCCCGCAAGGUCGCAUGAUAAACAAGCAUCUCUAUCGGAUCCGACCUUUACACACAUGUGCUGACAGGGACGUGUACGGUGGAGUGACCAAGUCUGAGGGAGCAGCCGCUGAAACCAACCCAGACUUUUUACGUCCAAACCCAAAUUAAAAGAAGAUGCAGUUAAUGUAUAAGACAGCCUCGGUGUUGCAGUCGAAGCAGAGUCACGUAAAAAUUAUAAAACACUGGGCAUGUAGCCCCAACACGUGAUAUGUAGGAAUUUUAGUUGAAAACAUUCUGAGAUCCUAGACCUGACUGCUAGCUGCACUGCUAACCAAGCUAACUUGCUAAUGGUAGCUAAAAUUAGCAGCUGUUGUUCUGGCAACAUGCUGCCCCCUCUUCAUUUUGAGAUGCCAAUUCGUACAUAUUGCACCUUUAAUAUUACGUAUUUUACUACUAUUACUAUAUUAAACUUGAAAGAACUCGACCUGCACCCAGGCAUCAUUUAUGCGUUUCUGCUGGGUUUGGGUCCAUUGGGAUCACGUGCUCCGGUUCCCACAAAGUUUAAGGAGCUGAAAUGAAAAGUAGCCCAAACCCUGCUGCCUAGAUGUUAGCCAGCUAGCUAACUUUGCCAAGAUUGGUUCAUGUGAAAGCAUCCACAGGGAAUCCCUUUUCAUUAUAACCUUCAGCUUAACUUAAAAUCCUCUCGAGUUCUCAAACAACGGCUACAAUAACUAGUUGUGAUGCUACAGGGUCACUGCUUUGCGUCACGUCUGUUUUUGUUUGUUUUACGGCUCGUGGUCACACCAUCGCUGUGUCCCAUGGAGGCAUCGCCAUCAAAAUCUAAUAAAAGCUGGCAUGAUGGGCUGAUCUAAUUAAAGCAACUUUUUUUUUUUUUUUCCCAGCCAUGGAGGGCAAACCUUAGUCAACCUUGGACCGGCGUUGUGCUCGUCCUUGUGUGCAAACAAACACACUGCGGUUCACAUCCCCUCCUUGGGUAAUCCAGUCCUAAUCCUCCCACCCAAUCAAAUAGAGAGAGCGAGCACACUGGGAUGAAAACAUGAGGAAAUAAGUAAACGGUUCAGAAUCUGAUGAGAUUUGGUGUCACACUUGUCGUGCACUCUUGGUCCCCCAGUUCAGCCUUCCAAAUCCUGCGGUUAACAAACUGGGGGGGCCUCAGAGACCCAGAGCUCAACCCUGCUGCCCAUCCCAGCUCGCCCGGGCUUAUUGGAGUCAGGCCUGCCUCUGAGGGACCUCGCAUGAGCUCACACCAGUCAACCAGAGCGGAGUGACGGCAGUGAUUCACGCUCAGAGAGUCUCUUUUUCUUUCUGGGGCUUUGACUGGCAGCCAUUUUGGGCUCGUUGUUGCGGUCAGUGCAGCUCUCUCUCUCUCUCUCUCUCUCUCUCUGGCCCUGGUUUUGACAAGGACACCAGUGUCUUGACUCUACCUCCCCUCCCCUCACCUCCCUCUCUCUCUUCUCCCCCCCUCCAACCCCGUUUGCACACACACUCAGCUGUUGUUCCCUGCCCGUUUCAUUAGAUUUGACACCCCACACCCGCCAGCCAUUGUCAGGACGAGGAAGGGCAGAAUGGGACUGUUUGUUGGCACCGGGUUGGAUGCGUUUGUGUGUGAAUGUGGGUCAAAGUUAAGGGCAACAGCUGCUUCCACCACCCAUCUCCUGUCGACCUGGACAUUAAAUUAAAUCAUAAGAUACAGUAGAGUGUGUUAAUGCUAUGCAGGUAUCAACUCUUGACCUGGCGGAUAAGGAGCAAUCUGCUGUAGCGCCGUUUAAUGAAAAGCAACUGUUGCUCCUAUUUGGGUCAUGUUUCACGCUUGUUAUUGGCAGGGACACAGGGGAACCAUGGUCACUUAAGCUUAAUUGAGCUUUAACGAAAUUUGUUAAAUGUGACGCACUUCAGUCGCAACUGUCCCCUCUUUCAGAACCUCCGUCCAAUCAGUCACCGAGCUGGAUCGCGUAGCUGUUCCUCCAAUCGUCUCGCAGGAGCGUAGCGGCCUCCGGGGCCAAUUAACUCGCAUCUCAGCCGCAGCGCUAAUUCUCCUUCAUCCAAUCAAACCCGUCAGUGUGACUUCCUGAACUCUCUGACCAACUGCAAACGGACACAUGAUGCCUGUGACAUCUCUGUGGAUUAUCGUUGCAGGAAACUGACUCAUACACGCGAUUAAACUGGAGCUAUCUCUGUGGAUGGGACCCUCAUCUGGGACUUUACAGAACAUUUCAGACGGGCCUUAGACUGGCUCUGUUUCGGAGAGUUUUGAGUUUGUGUGAAAAAUGUGAUAAAAGAUUUAACGGAGGAGACUUGUGUUAUUCCAUAUUUUUCUUACUGUCAACGAACAAACAUGCAUUUCACAGUAAUUUGGCUACUUUCCAUGCAUUAAGCCUUAAAAAAACAAAAACAAAACAUGAAUGUAUAGUUUUAUUCUGUUUUAAAAUAGCUAAUUACUUCCCCAUAAAACCUGGGCACUGUAGCUUUUAACAAAUAUUACUCAAACAGGAGGAAAAAAACGAAUUUAUUAGGUAACUAUUUUCAGCUGCGGAGGAAUACAUGUUUGCUGUUCUGAUAAGUUAAAGUUAAAAGUGCCUACGUUCAUUGGAUUGAAGAAAGUUUCCCCCGGUGCAAUAUUGUGGUUAAUUAAUGUGUGUUUUUGGACAAAAUGGCGCUCUCCAAGACAAUAGAUUAGGUGUUCCAAGUGAUUGUUUUGCUCUUUUGUUGACAAUAAGAAAAAUAUAGCAUAUAACAAGACUUUUCACCACAGCUCUGUGAGUUGUGUUAUCUCGGUAUGCUGCUGCUGCUGCUGUAGGUCGGUGUGAUAUCUCAGACGACACACCUCAGACUGACGAUGUAAAUAUGUGGGAGUGUGACAAAAAAAAAAGAAAGAGCUGAAAAGAAAAUGAACAAAAACAAAAUUGUCUUGCUGUGUAGUAGCAUGCAUGCCAGCCAGGUAGUUUAGAAAACGUUUCUUUUUUUAAUUAUUAUUAUUAUUACCUCUGCUUUUGUUUUUGAUUUUUAUAUAUGUGAUGUUUUAAAAGACCGAUUGUUUCUUUGGUAACUUAAAAACUUUGGAUCUCGUUGGAGUGUUUUCCUUUUUAUAGGAAGCCGUGGUGUGAUCAACAGUAUUAAAGUCUCUUCUUGACUGCAGGUGUAACUAUCGUCAUUACGGUGGUCUGUUCUUAUGUUUAGAGACAAUAGAGACAAAAAAAUAAAAGAUAAAUGAAUAAACAAUCGACGCUCAUCUUCUAAAGCCUGACAGAGCGAAGCAUGUGAAUUCUUAUGAGCGAUGACAGAAUUGUAAGCAUUUUUAUUUUGAGCUCAGCCGUCGUACCAGACUUCACUCGUCCAUUUGCUAAUUUAGUUGUGGUCGCGAUGCAUCAUCUGCUGCCCCUGAGAUUCACACAGACGACGGUAUACAUUAAGAAAUGAUCGAGUUAGCCGCUAUCAAUAGCUUUCUUCGUCAGCGCGCCAGCUGGUGACACAAAGGUGGCCGUUGUGCAUGCAGCGUUUGUCGCAGACAGCUCCGGCUCAGCUUCACUGAUUGUAGCUUCACCUUUUUUUAUUUUAUUUUAUUUUUUUUCGAAUUUUCCCCACAGCUUCACGUUCACCACAGCCUCCUUCUCUGUGUUGCGUCAACACUGGACAGAUGUUAAUACAAAAUAUGAAUAUGUAACUCUUCAUCUCCACGAGUCUCUAUAGUUCCGUUCAUCGGCCAUCGUUGUGAUGAAGCGACACAUCACCUCCAGUGACUUUUGUAAAGCCACUAAAAUGUGUGUGAAGCUAAAAAGUAAGAAAUAUUUAAAAAAAAAAAAAAUGUUGAUGGGGAAACUUGAAGAAAAAACAGAAGUGACUGUUUCAUUUUUCAUGUUUGUUUUUUUUUGUUGUUCCUUUUUCAUGAUGAUGAUGUUUACUAUGUUGAUUAUUUAAUAAAGCAUCGA